AUGAUGUUGCAAAGUACUCCUACUGCGUCUACUUCAAGAAAUAUAUCAUCUUUAUUGUGUGAUGUAACAGCUAUAUUCCAAAGGAUAAUGUUGUGUUGUAUAUUUUAUACAUGGACACAAUUUAAGGAAGCUUUAGACACAUUUAUGAAGGAAUCCAAUACAUCCUAUCGUGUUGAUUCAAGUAAAAAAGAUCGACCCGGUGCUGAUGACUACAAGUUUGUUAAGUUUAAAUGCACUUUUGGAAGUCAUCGUGCUCCCCGAGGUGCUGGCUUUAGGAACAGAGGGUUCAAAAGUACAUCAUGUCAGUCAAUAAUUCUAGUCCAGCGGAAAUCCAACGUAUACAUGAUAACCAAGUACAAAACUGUGCAUAACCAUCCCUGCACAGCAAGUUUUAUGUCCACCGAUGUAUCUAGACGUCGGUUAUCAUCACAAGAAAUGGCAAUUAUCCAACCGUUCAUUGAAAGGAAUACUGAUGUCCAUGAAAUCAUGGAUCUAGCACAUGAGAAGUUCGGAAAAGCGCUCCUGUAUAACGAUAUUAA
Molecule: messenger RNA, 539 nt
Organism: Trichobilharzia regenti
Lineage: Eukaryota; Metazoa; Platyhelminthes; Trematoda; Strigeidida; Schistosomatidae
Source: the annotation of a GenBank genome assembly